GUAGUUUGAAAUUGUGAAUUCUGAUAUUUUGAUACUGAUAUGUUGUAACUGUAUAAGUUUACAGUUUGGAAUUGUGAAUUGUGCAGUGUUGGUACUGAUAUGUUGUAACUAUAUAAUUUUGCAGUUUAGAAUAUUUGAACAAUUGUUUGCUGGUUUGUGAUUUUGUAGUAUGGAGGGGUGUUUCAUGUUAAUGUGUAAAUACAGUAAUUCUUGUGCUGCUAUUAAGAUUAGUGAGGGAUGUAGUUAUCAUAAAGUUGUUGAGAAAAUAUCUGCGAAGUUCAAGGAGUUGAGUGUUGGUAACUUUUGUUUGUUUUUCUCUAUUCCUGGAUAUUCUAAUUGUAUUGUUGAAUGUGAUGAUGAUUUGGGGAAUAUGCUGUCAAUGGUAGGUUGUAGUGGUUCUCAUGUUGUUGAUGUUGUUGUGGGUGAUAAGAGAAUUGUGGAGGUUGAUGAUGAUAAUUCUUGUAGGAUUGAUUCUGUAAUUUGUGAGAGUUCUUUGGUUAACGAUUGUGAUGAUUUUGGUGGUUUGUUGCCUAGUUUUUAUCCAGAACCAGAGAGAGUUUUGUUGUCUGCUAGUUGGAAGGGGAUUAUACAUAGUGUUGGUCAAGAAUUUGAAGGUGGAGUGCCGGCGUUCCGCAUUGCAUUGGCUAAGUAUGCAGUUGAGUGUGGUUUUGCUGUGAAUUAUUUGAAGAACGAUGCAACAAGAGUAACUGCUGAAUGUAUGAUGAAGUUGUCCACGGGUUGCAAAUGGUUUUGUACAUGAAGGGUGUUGAUGAAUUCCGGUAUUUUUUUAUAAUGAAGUUGGAUAAUGUGCAUACUUGUGGGGUUGUCGCUCAUAGAUCUUGUAGCAAAAUGGUUGGUUCUAGACUCGUGUCUGAUAUUGUGCAUAAUAAUAUCAGUGAUAAUCCGUUGACUUGUCCUAUUGAAGUUAAAAAAAGUUGAAGAAGCAAUAUGGUAUAGAUGUUUCUUAUCGGGUUGCAUGGUUAGGAGUUGAUAAAGCAAGAGGUGGGUUGUUUGGUGAUUUUGCAACUUCUUUUGACCAACUUCGAUGGUACCUUAAGACGGCUAUGAGAACGAAUCCAUGAAGUGUGUUUGAAUUAGAUGUGGAUGAAAGUAGUGGGUGUUUUUGGAGGUUGUUUGUGGCAUUUCAUUGAUGUUUGUAUAGCUUUCAAUUUUUUCGUCCAUUGUUGUUUAUUGAUGGCACAUUCUUGAAGGGGCAUUACAAGGGGCAUUUGCUUGCAGCAACAUCAAAUGAUGGUAAUCAAGGUUUGUUUCCUUUGGCUUUUGCGAUUGUUGAUGCUGAAAAUCAAGAUAAUUGGAUCUGGUUCUUAAGUCAGUUGUUAAAGGCUGUUGGUUCAGGCCGGAGAUUAACCUUUGUGUCUGACCGUCAACAUGGAGUGCUAGACGCUCUUUCAGUGGUUUUUCCUAAUGCACAUCAUGCAUAU
Camellia sinensis is the source of this 1442-nucleotide messenger RNA. The record is from RefSeq and is a predicted model, not a curated record. Lineage: Eukaryota; Viridiplantae; Streptophyta; Magnoliopsida; Ericales; Theaceae.